CAACUUCCGUUUAAUGUUGUUUCUGUUUUGUUGCAUAAUUUUGAAAAUUCUUUAAUAUUGAUAUCUGAAGUAAUAUAAUCCUAUAAUCUGAUGACGAUUGUAUAAAACUUGAAUGACUAAUCCGCUUUUAUGAUAGCCGGAAACGUCUCGUUUAUCGCAUUGUUGAUUCGUUAUUUUUUCACGUAGUUGGCAAGUUCGUUUGAGCAUGAAUUGUUAAACAUAUCGAAUAGCAAACUACUGCAACGUAGUGUAUCUCCUUUCUGUAGACGGCAGCAUUGUAUUAUCAUCAUCGUUGUCGUCCGAAUUAUACCUAUAUAGCUCAACCGAGAAACGCUAAAUGUCGUCGAACAGCGAAGGAUCAAUUAGUGAAGCGGAAACGAGAGGCUACCGGGUGGUACAUAAUAAAACGGAUCCGGGCGCGUGCAGGCACGGAAAUUUUAUAAAUUAUUACCAAUUUCACCCGGCCGAGGAACGGCUGCUGCAACUUCCGCGAGGCGUAUGGCACGCGGACCCAACGGACCGGAAGUACGUCGGGUUGGAUGUCGGCUGCAACGCGGGGAAUCUGACGCUUGCACUUUACGACUUUCUUCGGGCAAACAUUGACGACUCAUCGUCCGAGAAUGCUGACUUAUCGCUGCUCGGCGUGGACCUGGACCCAGUCCUGAUAGAAAGAGCGAAGGAGGGUAAUGACCCGAACACAGGGCGCAAUGUCACGUAUAAUUGCAUGGACUUUAUGGCUGCGGAAAGCAGCGGGGUGAUCGAUGAAUUCUUGUCGUCAAAGGGGAGGGAUCUUUUCGACGUAGCGUUUUGCUUCUCUAUCACAAUGUGGAUACACUUGAAUCACGGCGAUUCGGGCCUCGUGAAAUUUCUCCAGUCAGUAUGUGAGAGGACCAAAAUUAUCCUGGUUGAACCACAGCCUUGGAAAUGCUACAGAAAUGCUUCUAGACGAUUGAAACGCGCCAACGUUGCGGAUUUCCCAAUGCUCCGAAAUUUGCGAUACACUGGCGAUAUGGAUACUCACGUGGAAAAUAUUCUCACCGAACAUUGCGGUUUCGAUAAAUUAACCGAAUCCGGGAAUAAUGAUUGGGGCAGGAAAUUGUUGAUCUAUAAGAGAAAGGAAAUGAAUUGUGAUAAUUUAAUCGACUUUAAAUGAAUAAAAAACGUUUUCUACCCUUUGCAAA
Diprion similis is the source of this 1181-nucleotide messenger RNA. Its product is annotated as probable RNA methyltransferase CG11342. Gene Ontology annotation, biological process: miRNA metabolic process; negative regulation of pre-miRNA processing. The transcript has 2 exons. The record is from RefSeq and is a predicted model, not a curated record. Gene Ontology annotation, molecular function: O-methyltransferase activity; RNA methyltransferase activity. Bases 338 to 1153 code for a protein of 271 amino acids. Lineage: Eukaryota; Metazoa; Arthropoda; Insecta; Hymenoptera; Diprionidae. Gene Ontology annotation, cellular component: cytoplasm.